GCCAGGCCGGGCCCCGCGCCGCGCAGCUAGGCAGCCUCGCGCGCAGCCCCGGGAGCGGCGGGGCCAUGCAGCGGGCCUGAGCGCGGGCCGGCGCGGAGCAGAGCGCGCGGCGGGCGGCCCAGCAUGGAGCUCAGCCUGGAGAGCCUCGGGGGCCUGCACGGCGUGGCCCACGCUCAGGCGGGCGAGCUGCUGAGCCCGGGCCACGCGCGUUCGGCGGCGGCGCAGCACCGCGGGCUGGUGGCGCCCGGGCGCCCGGGGCUGGUGGCGGGCAUGGCGAGCCUGCUGGACGGCGGCGGCGGCGGCGGCGGCGCCGGGGGCGCGGGCGGCGCGGGCGGCGCGGGCGGCGGCGCGGACUUCCGCGGGGAACUGGCGGGCCCGCUGCACCCGGCCAUGGGCAUGGCCUGCGAGGCGCCCGGCCUGGGCGGCACCUACACGACGCUCACGCCCCUGCAGCACCUGCCGCCGCUCGCGGCCGUGGCCGACAAGUUCCACCAGCACGCGGCGGCCGCGGCGGUGGCCGGGGCGCACGGCGGCCACCCGCACGCGCACCCGCACCCGGCGGCCGCGCCGCCCCCGCCGCCCCCGCCGCAGCGCCUGGCGGCCAGCGUGAGCGGCAGCUUCACCCUCAUGCGCGACGAGCGCGCCGCGCUGGCCUCCGUGGGCCACCUCUACGGGCCCUACGGCAAGGAGCUGCCCGCCAUGGGCUCGCCGCUGUCGCCGCUGCCCAGCCCGCUGCCGCCCGCCCUACACGGGGCCCCGCAGCCGCCGCCGCCGCCGCCGCCCCCGCCGCUGGCCGCCUACGGCGCCCCGGGCCACCUGGCCGGCGACAAGCUGCUGCCGCCCGCCGCCUUCGAGCCGCACGCCGCGCUGCUGGGGCGCGCCGAGGACGCGCUGGCCCGCGGGCUGCCGGGCGGCGGCGGCGGCGGCGGCGCGGGCGGCGCGGGCGCGGCGGGGCUGCUGGCGCCGCUGGGCGGGCUGGCGGCGGCCGGGGCGCACGGGCCGCACGCGGGCGGCGGCGGCGGCCCUGGAGGCGGCGGCGGCCCAGGCGGCGGCCCCGGGGCUGGCGCGGCGGCCGAGGAGAUCAACACCAAGGAGGUGGCGCAGCGCAUCACGGCGGAGCUGAAGCGCUACAGCAUCCCGCAGGCCAUCUUCGCGCAGCGCAUCCUGUGCCGCUCGCAGGGCACGCUCUCCGACCUGCUGCGCAACCCCAAGCCCUGGAGCAAGCUCAAGUCGGGCCGGGAGACCUUCCGCAGGAUGUGGAAGUGGCUGCAGGAGCCCGAGUUCCAGCGCAUGUCGGCGCUGCGCCUCGCAGCCUGCAAGCGCAAGGAGCAGGAGCAGCAGAAGGAGCGCGCGCUGCAGCCCAAGAAGCAGCGCCUGGUGUUCACCGACCUGCAGCGCCGCACGCUGAUCGCCAUCUUCAAGGAGAACAAGCGGCCGUCCAAGGAGAUGCAGGUCACCAUCUCGCAGCAGCUCGGCCUGGAGCUCAACACCGUCAGCAACUUCUUCAUGAACGCGCGGCGCCGCUGCAUGAACCGCUGGGCCGAGGAGCCCGGCGCGGCGCCCGGGGGUCCCGCCGGCGCCGCCACCUUCUCCAAGGCCUGAGGCGCCCCGGCCCCGCGCCCUCCCCGCGCCCACGGUCUGGGCGCUGCCCGCCCCCCGCACCUCCCCCCUCCCCCAGACGGCCCGGAGACCCGCCCCUGGGCCCCCCGGAGGGGGUGCGGCCCGGGCCUCCCACACCCCGGGAGGGGACGCAGCACACCCCUCAGCCCAAGUGCACAAAAG
Pipistrellus kuhlii (Kuhl's pipistrelle) is the source of this 1782-nucleotide messenger RNA. It is a transcript of the gene ONECUT3, whose product is annotated as one cut homeobox 3. Lineage: Eukaryota; Metazoa; Chordata; Mammalia; Chiroptera; Vespertilionidae. Gene Ontology annotation, cellular component: nucleus. Gene Ontology annotation, biological process: regulation of transcription by RNA polymerase II. The record is from RefSeq and is a predicted model, not a curated record. Gene Ontology annotation, molecular function: DNA-binding transcription factor activity, RNA polymerase II-specific; RNA polymerase II cis-regulatory region sequence-specific DNA binding.